AUGUCUAGUGAAGAUAAAUUUGAGAUUGUUGAUGGUAAAUCAACAUUACCUGUUAGCUUGAACAACCAUACCUGUGUUUGUGGGGCAUGGCAACUAAGUGGUUUACCUUGCAAACAUGCCAUGAGGGCAAUACAUACCAUGAGAGAGGACCCACACAAAUAUGUUAGCAAUUGGUACUCUGUACAGCUUUACAAAAAAGCUUAUUCAGGAAAUAUAAAGUCAAUACCAGAUCAAGAACAAUGGACAGACUCUACUCAUCCCCUUAUUCAGCCACCUACUUUAAAGAGGGGCAUUGGAAGGCCAUCAAGAAACAGAAGGUUGGAGGAAGAUGAGAAGAGGAAAGGGCAGAGAUCAAAGACCAUAAGGUGCAGCAAAUGCAACACAUUUGGGCAUAAUGCUAGGACAUGUAAGGGAGGACCCACUGGUAAAGAGAAAGCUGCAGUAGGAGGCAAGAAGAAACCAAAUAAUGAGAAGGCAACUAGGCAAUCAUCUUCAUAG
This is a messenger RNA of Beta vulgaris subsp. vulgaris (sugar beet), 498 nucleotides long. RefSeq lists its product as uncharacterized. The transcript has a single exon. Lineage: Eukaryota; Viridiplantae; Streptophyta; Magnoliopsida; Caryophyllales; Amaranthaceae. The record is from RefSeq and is a predicted model, not a curated record. Gene Ontology annotation, molecular function: zinc ion binding; nucleic acid binding. Bases 1 to 498 code for a protein of 165 amino acids.